Messenger RNA from Filobasidium floriforme, 804 nucleotides. RefSeq lists its product as uncharacterized. NCBI's taxonomy places the organism in Eukaryota, Fungi, Basidiomycota, Tremellomycetes, Filobasidiales, Filobasidiaceae. The record is from RefSeq and is a predicted model, not a curated record. The transcript has 4 exons. The coding region runs from base 1 to 804 and encodes 267 amino acids.
AUGGUCAGCUCCACAUGGCUGCUCGUAAUCGCAGCGACUGCGAUACCUUCCGUUAGCUGCAAAUCGGGUAAAGACCUCUGGGCGCAAGAAGGAGAAGAAUGGAGGUUCCUUGACGGAUUCCUCGAUUGGGCCAAGGAAAAGGAAUACAAAAACAACACGGCGGGAGCCCUAAAUGCGCGAGCUCAGGGAACUUUUUGGAACGCCAAAAGGGCCAAGGAUCAUCCGGACUCCUGGGUUGACGAGCAACAAUGCGGCAUCUCUUUCUAUUACCCGACCAUGGAAGCAAGGGCUAAGGACAAGAACAAUACUGCGCUAAACCCCAGUACCUCUUGGGCUGUUCCGUUCGCCGUCGCUCCAUGGUGUCAGAAGAAAGACCCCAUGCCCACCCCGGACGAGUACCCCGGCUAUGACACGAGUCAGGAGGGUAGUCAUUCGGUCGUAUUCCAUCAGCUUUAUGGCGGGCAAGCGGCCUGGAAGGACGACUGUCACAUGAUGCUCACCGAAACCAUCGGAGACGUAAAUGAGAAAUAUUGGAGCUUUUCGGACUUCAAUUAUACGUUCGCCAACUGCCCGGGGGCCGAAAAGAGCGAAUGCUUAGGGUGCAAUAUCAAGAUGUAUGAGGAUUGCGUAGAACUACGGACCAUGCUACAAGGUUUCAUCGAGACUCGACAUGGAGGCAAGAUCCCGAAUCCUUAUUUCGACGGUCAUGGCAAAGGUAGCACGAUCUGGCAGGAAUACACCGGGGUCAACAACUUCUGGGGGUACAAUGACAAGGCUGAAUGGUAUACAGAGCCACAAGUUUGA